UGAGGAAGCGGACUCAAUUGAUACUGGGUGAACUCUCGCGCGACGGGGCAAAGGGGUAAAGGAAGUAAAGGCUGGAUAAAGUGGAAGCUCAGACAAUCAAGUCAUUCGGGAAAACCCAACAAAUAAAUCCAGAAUGAAAGAAAAAAAUGAAAGACAUAAACAUCACUCCUCUACCUUUCUGAUCACAGACAAAAUGACCCAAGACCAAGGCACGUGUCUUCCCCUCACUUUCUCCAGCUUUUGCUCUCCCCAGAAACCAACAAGCCACGGGCAGCCACCUCCGCACUUCCAGCAGCAUCUCCGCAGGAAAACCAUGUCUUCAGGUGCAUUUCGGGCCUUUUCUGCCUUUCCCAUCCUGACGCUUGUCGGGAAGGGAUUUGUUCUGGGUUCACCGCUAGAUCACAUGAUAUCUCCUCGCGGCUGAUAGAACAAUCCUUGACGAGGCAGUUUCGUCGGGGUUGAAUAGUUCAAAAUGAAAAAAAGAUUUUCAGGGCUCUGCCUCGAGUAGUUGCGGUGCGAUCUAGGAUUCUUCGGUAAUUCUCGGGACACAGUGGUGGAUGCGGAAAUAUACGUCCGCAUGGGUGAGUAAGCAAGUCAAGAACCAUUGGACCCUGAUUCCCUGAUUUCCCUGGAUCUGGAUCCUCG
This is a messenger RNA of Amorphotheca resinae ATCC 22711, 645 nucleotides long. RefSeq lists its product as hypothetical. NCBI's taxonomy places the organism in Eukaryota, Fungi, Ascomycota, Leotiomycetes, Helotiales, Amorphothecaceae. The transcript has a single exon. The record is from RefSeq and is a predicted model, not a curated record. Bases 134 to 424 code for a protein of 96 amino acids.